Molecule: messenger RNA, 1421 nt
Organism: Solea senegalensis (Senegalese sole)
Lineage: Eukaryota; Metazoa; Chordata; Actinopteri; Pleuronectiformes; Soleidae
Gene: usb1
Product: U6 snRNA biogenesis 1
Exons: 7
Coding region: 143-982 (279 amino acids)
Biological process (GO): U6 snRNA 3'-end processing
Cellular component (GO): nucleus
Molecular function (GO): 3'-5'-RNA exonuclease activity
Source: RefSeq, a predicted model, not a curated record
UAUCAACACACUUACAGGUUGUUUAUGCCGGAAGUGCCGCGCAGUUUGGAUACAGAACGUUUCGCCGACUGAAAACGCUGUAAAACUCUGGUGUAAACGUAAACAAACAUGUUUUUCUGCAACUUUGGUGACGUGUAGCAGGAUGUUGGUCGGCUACAGCAGCAGCUCAGGUGAAGACAGCGAGGCAGAGCUGAACCUAAGUGAUCCUCGAAAACCGGGUCAGGAGAAAGAGGAUGACGAUGUUAGCGAUGGCUGCUGCUCAGCCAGGAAGAGAGCCAGAACCGAAGAUGAGCGGGUUAUUAAGACACGACUGCCUCUCCCCGGAUGCCUGCUGACCAUGUUUCCAGAUGAAGUGGAGCCACAGAAUGAAGACAGCUCUCUUCACGGCGGACGCCUCCGCUCGUUCAAACACGAGAGAGGAAACUGGGCCACCUACGUUUAUUUGUCAUACCAUCCUGAGGAGGAGUUUAUGGAGCUGCUGCAGGAGCUGCUCUCAACUGCAGGAGCCAGCGGUGUGGUUUUGACUCCACAGGAGGAGUUUCACCUCAGCCUGUCCCAGACAGUGGUGCUGAGACACCACUGGAUCCAGCCCUUUACACAGAGCCUCCGCACAGACCUGGCCCGCUGUAAAAGGUUUGUUUGCACAGCAAGUAAACUGAAGGUCUAUUGUAACGCUGAGAAGACAAGGACGUUCCUCGGUAUAGAAGUGUGUUCUGGACACACUCAGUUGUUGGACCUGGCUCGAGUUGUGGACAGAACGAUGACAGAGUUUCGCCUGGACACUUUCUACAAGGAGCCUUCUUUCCAUGUGAGUCUGGCCUGGUGUGUUGGAGACGUGAUAGAGAAGUUGAAGGAGUGCAUUCAGGAGCUGCAGCGUGUGGUUGACGAACAAGAGGAGGGCCCAUUUGUUCUGAGGCUGGAGGGAAUGGAGCUGCACUGUAAGACGGGAAACAAGACUUUCUGCUUCCCCCUGCAGACGUGACACCAAGUUCAACAUUUUGAAGUCAGGAGAACAAACUGUUAAUCUAUCAUCUUUUUGGAUUUCCCUCUAUGUCUAACUCAUGCAUGUAAUCCAGACUAAAUAUCAAGAUGUCUGAUGAGGAUAUAAAUGCUUGAGUAUCGAAUGUUGAAUAUUGUUGAAGUGCUGUUUAACACCUCAGAGGCAAAGUCAAAAUAUCUCUGAGGCACAGAGUCACAGCAUUAGUUUGUCUGUGUAACACAAAAAGACGCCUGUAGAGCGAAAAAUGUGUCCUUGGGCCUCGCAGUAAUAGUAAAUCAGUGUUUAGCCAUAUGGUCAUAUAAGUCUAAAUGUUGAAACAAGCAAUAUAAUGAAUUUAUUUUAAAUUGUAGUAUCAUAUUGUAUAUGUUUUUCACUGUAUUAUUUUUAUAUGAAUAAAGUUGCUACUGAUUUUACACACACA